CGUGCGGUGCGGGGCCGCGCCGCGCCGCGCCGAUCUGUUGCUUCCCCCGAGAUGGCUACAAAGAGGCGCGGGCCCGCAGCCGCCGCUUGUCAAUUUGCACGGCGCGUCACGUGGCCGCACCUCCCCGCCGAGGCCGGAGGCUCUCCACGUCAGCUUACGUCUCCCAAUUUCUUACUUCACGGAUCUGCUUCAAAGGGGCAGCUGCGCUAGAGAAUCAUGUUAAGCUCAGCUAAUGCGGAGAAGCCGAGGUAGCCCUAAUGAUGGAUUUUGAUGAGCGUGUUCCUUGUUCCUCUAACAUGUAUUUGCCAAGUUGUACGUACUACGUCUCGGGUCCUGAUUUCUCCAGCCUCCCUUCUUUUCUGCCCCAGACCCCGUCUUCUCGCCCUAUGACAUACUCCUACUCCUCCAACCUGCCCCAGGUCCAACCCGUGAGAGAAGUGACCUUCAGGGAAUAUGCCAUUGAUCCCUCCAGUAAAUGGCACCCCCGGAACAACCUGCCCCACUGCUACUCCGCAGAGGAGAUCAUGCACAGAGACUGCUUGCCUUCCACCACCACCGCCAGCAUGGGCGAGGUGUUCGGCAAAAGCACCGCGAACGUCUACCACCACCCCAGCGCCAACGUCUCCUCCAAUUUCUAUAGCACGGUGGGCAGGAACGGGGUCCUGCCGCAGGCUUUCGACCAGUUUUUCGAGACGGCGUACGGCACGGCGGAGAACCCGUCCUCCGCGGACUAUCCGCCGGACAAGAGCGGCGAGAAGGCGCCCACGGCCGCCGGGGCGACGGCGGCAACUUCAAGUUCGGAGGGCGGCUGCGGCGGGGCGGCGGCGGCGGGGAAGGAGAGGCGGAGGCGGCCGGAGAGCGGCAGCAGCCCCGAGUCAUCUUCCGGCAACAAUGAGGAGAAAUCCGGCAGCUCCAGUGGACAACGGACCCGUAAAAAGAGAUGCCCCUACACCAAAUAUCAGAUUAGAGAGCUAGAAAGGGAAUUCUUCUUCAGUGUCUACAUAAACAAAGAGAAACGCCUCCAGCUCUCCCGAAUGCUCAAUCUGACCGACCGCCAAGUAAAAAUAUGGUUUCAGAACAGAAGAAUGAAAGAAAAAAAAAUUAACAGGGACCGAUUACAAUAUUACUCAGCUAAUCCACUACUCUAAAACUCGUAGCGUUUUUCAAGACGAGAUUAAAUUCAGAUUUUGCCCUUGACAAGGUCAAGCCACGAGGUUACGUGGAGGAAGGAGGUGUGUAUCUGACGGGACUCGAAGAACCCGAGGUUUUCCAUACAUGUAAAUCUGCUCUGGACCUUCCAUGACGGUUUAUUGUUUUGUCUCUAUAUUUACGUUCCAACUGGAAUCGGUUUGAUUUUGCCACACGUGGCGUCCAUCCAUUUCCACCGCGCGCGUCACCUCCGAGCGCCCGGCCCACGCCUCUCACCUUCCCGCACCGCGUUGGGCAGAUCCGGGAGGGGACAGGGCUGUCCCCGUGUCCCGCUGCCCCCUCGGAGCGUGGCGUGGGCACCGGCACCGCGAGCGGCCGCAGCCAGGACGCAAACUUUGGGAAAUGAUCUCUCGUCCUUCCCGGAAGGAAAAUGUCUGUGGUUGAGGCAGUGCGCCAUUGCCCAUGGGUUUGAGA
Tympanuchus pallidicinctus (lesser prairie-chicken) is the source of this 1623-nucleotide messenger RNA. It is a transcript of the gene HOXA11, whose product is annotated as homeobox A11. The record is from RefSeq and is a predicted model, not a curated record. Gene Ontology annotation, molecular function: RNA polymerase II cis-regulatory region sequence-specific DNA binding; DNA-binding transcription factor activity, RNA polymerase II-specific. Bases 258 to 1148 code for a protein of 296 amino acids. Gene Ontology annotation, cellular component: nucleus. NCBI's taxonomy places the organism in Eukaryota, Metazoa, Chordata, Aves, Galliformes, Phasianidae. Gene Ontology annotation, biological process: regulation of transcription by RNA polymerase II; anatomical structure development. The transcript has 2 exons.